Molecule: messenger RNA, 3696 nt
Organism: Microthlaspi erraticum
Lineage: Eukaryota; Viridiplantae; Streptophyta; Magnoliopsida; Brassicales; Brassicaceae
Source: the annotation of a GenBank genome assembly
AUGGAGACGAAAAAUGAAAAUAUCUUCGUUCUCAAGGAGCUAAACCAGUUAAAAUAUGACCACAUAGCAGUGGUGCCACCAUACGCUCGUGGAGGGGGAGGCCUCGCCCUACUCUGGAGAAAAGGAAUAGAGGUCAAUAUCCUUUAUCAAUGUGACAACUUCAUAGAUACUGAAGUAAAGUACAAAGGGGAAAGAUUCCACACUACCUUUGUCUAUGGAGAUCCAGAAAAAGAAGGAAGAAAAGAGGUUUGGAAUUCAAUACAAAGAAGAGCUGAGAAUCGUGACUCACCUUGGUUCCUUACGGGAGACUUUAACGAAAUUAUGGACAACUCCGAGAAGAGCGGAGGACCAGCUAGGGCAGAAGGCUCCUUUGUUGACUUCAGAUCCUUCAUGUCGACUUGUGAACUCUAUGACUUGAGAUUCUCUGGAAACUUCCUAUCAUGGAGAGGGCAAAGGCGCGAUCAUCUUGUGAGGUGUAGACUCGACAGAGCAAUGGCAAACAGUGCUUGGAUCGAGAAUUACCCUUCUGGUAGAAGUGAGUAUCUAAACUUUGAGGGGUCGGAUCAUAGACCCUUAAUCUCCUUUUUUCAAGCUGUCAAGAAAAGGAAAAAAGGUCUCUUUAGUUAUGACAGAAGAUUAAGAAACAAUGAAGAGGUUAAAUUGUUGAUUACCGAGAGUUGGAAUACAAACCCUCGAGCAGAUGUGGAGACACGAAUUUCAAAUUGUCGAAAAGCCAUUAUUCAGUGGCACCGAAGUCACCAUCUCAAUAGCCGGAAAAUAAUAGAGGAGAAGAAGAGCGAAUUAGAGAGAGCUAUGACCAGCAAUGUCUUAAAUGAUACCUUAAUCUUCCAGAUUAACAAAGAACUCAAGGGAGCUUACGAAGCAGAAGAGGAAUACUGGAGACAACGCAGUCGACAGAUGUGGCUCAGUCUAGGUGACAAAAACAGCGGCUACUUUCACGCUGCAACCAGAGGAAGACGAGCAAGAAAUAACAUAUCGGUUAUUGAAGACGAUGAAGGGAAGACUGUCUUUGAAGAGGCAAAAAUAGCAGAAGUAAAUACAAAAUACUUUGAGAAAAUGUUUACCUCUCAAGCAGGAGUAAGAGCAGAGACAGUAAACAAGAGCAUAAAACCAAGCAUCUCAGAAGAAACCAAUAUUCGUCUCAUCCAGAUACCAAGCGCUCAAGAGGUUAGGGCAGCAAUCUUCUCAAUUCAUCCAGACAAGGCCCUGGGACCGAAUGGUUUCUCAGCUAGCUUCUUCCACUCCAAUUGGGAAACCAUCGGAGAAAGAAUCACACUAGAAAUUCAGGAAGUCUUCAGAUCAGGAACCUUCCCUCAAAACAUCAACGCCACUCACAUCUGCCUCAUUCCAAAGAUUACAAAUCCCAAAUCAGUGGCAGACUAUAGGCCAAUAGCCCUUUACAAUGUUUAUUAUAAAAUCUUCUCGAAGAUUCUUACCGCAAGACUACAUCCAAUUCUAGAUGGCAUCAUCUCCGAGAAUCAAUCAGCCUUUGUUCCCGGACGAGCUAUCACAGACAACGUGAUGAUCACUCACGAGAUUCUCCACUUCCUGAAAAUUUCAAAAGCAAACAAGAGGGGAUCAAUGGCAAUGAAAACGGACAUGACAAAGGCGUAUGACCGAGUAGAGUGGGAGUUCAUUAGACUAGUGCUGGAAAGGAUGGGCUUUCACACUAAGCUAAUUGGGUGGAUUAUGCAAUGGGUAACUUCGAUUACCUUCAAGUUCCUGCUUAAUGGAUCCGCGAUAGGCAACGUCACACCAUCAAGAGGAAUCCGGCAAGGAGAUCCGUUGUCGCCGUAUCUCUUCAUACUAUGCAGUGAGGUCUUAUCUGGUUUAUGCAAGAAAGCCCAAGAAAAUGGUCAACUAACAGGCAUAAGAGUGGCAAAUGGAAGCCCGAAAGUAAACCACUUACUUUUCGCGGAUGAUACGAUGUUCUUCUGUAAAUCCAAUGAGAAGACUUGUAAGGCACUAAAGGAAAUCCUGCGUCAAUACGAAGAAGCAUCAGGACAAAUGAUAAGUUGUCAAAAGUCGGCAAUUACUUUCUCCAAAAAGACCUCGGGUGAUAUCAAAAGGAAAGCAAUGAGCAUUCUAGGAAUCAGCAAAGAAGGAGGAAAAGGGAAAUACCUAGGACUUCCUGAAGCUUUUGGGAGGAAAAAGAAAGACCUUUUCAGUGCAGUAGUAGACAAAAUCAGACAAAGAGCAGUGUCUUGGUCUUCAAAGCUCCUGUCUGGGGCAGGGAAACUAGUCCUACUUAAAUCAGUGCUCUCCUCCAUGCCUACAUAUUCGAUGUCAUGCUUCAAAAUCCCUAUAAGUCUCAGCAAAAGGAUUCAAUCAGUUUUAACAAGAUUUUGGUGGGAUGCGAACCCGGAGAAAAAGAAGAUGUGUUGGAUAGCUUGGCACAAACUUACCCGGGGGAAAAGAGAAGGAGGAUUGGGAAUUCGUGACAUCCAAGACUUCAAUGAUACACUUCUCAGCAAGCUAAGUUGGCGAAUUCUCACAAAUCCAGAGUGCCUUCUAGCUCGAAUUCUGAAAGGAAAAUACUUCCCGAAUCAGUCUUUUCUAGAUUGUGAUAGGAUGGAAGGAGGAUCGCAUGGCUGGAAAGGAAUUCUGAUAGGGCAAAAUCUACUAAAAGAAAAGCUGGGGAAGAUAAUCGGAAAUGGAGGAAACACUAGGGUAUGGGACGACCCAUGGCUAUCUACAACGGAACCUAGAGCUCCUAUGGAGUAUGAGAAAGAGAUCCUAGGAAUUAUACCUGGUGAAUUCGCGACUGAAGAUCGUUUAGCGUGGCUUCCUAAGGCUGAUGGAGAAUACUCGGUCAAAACAGGUUAUCACACGUCAAGAGCACGGAAACCAGAAGAAGUCAUCCCUGGAGCAGCAAAUGGCAACUUUGAUUGGGUUACGGAUGUUUGGAAAGGGCUUUAUGGCCCAAAACUAAAGAUAUUCCUAUGGAAGUCAGUCCAGGGAGCCUUAUCAGUAGGAGAAAACCUAGCAGCAAGAGGAAUGAGCGUUCAAUCAAAGUGUGUGCAUUGCGGUGGAUCAGAGUCGACAAUCCAUCUGUUGUUUCAUUGUGUAAAAGGUGAUUCUCUAGCACCAUGGAUCCUCUGGAGCAUCUGGUUGAGUAAAAACAACAAGAUCUUCUCUCAUAGCAGUCUGAAUGCCCUCGGAACGCUGAAUCUAGCAAUUAUCCGAGCAAGGGAGUGGUUACAAGCUCAAUUGGAAAUCUCGAAACCGAUCAAACCUCUCAGGUCGGCGCGAGCAGAAAUCCCAAGGGAUCAUUUCCGGUGUCACACGGAUGGAGCGUGGAAUGGCGAGCAUAGAUCAGGAGGUUUGGGUUGGAUCUUCCAGAACAGAAACCUAGAUCUACUCAGCCAGGGCUCAAAAGCGCUGGAGAACGUCGCUUCACCUUUAAUUUCAGAGGCCUUAGCAAUCCGUGAGGCUCUUCGUCAUGCGAUAGAUCUCGGCUUCUCAAGGCUGCAUGUGGCUUCAGACUCUCAGAUUCUCAUCUCCGCAAUCAAUUCGAAGACCAGACUGUCGGAAGUCUUUGGAAUUCUCCAAGACAUCUCUCAUCUAUCCUCUCGAUUUCAAUCUGUAUUUUUCGUUUCAAUUCCUAGGGCUGCAAAUGUUUUGGCAGACUCCCUAGCAAAACGAUCACUUCAAAACUUUUUCGUGAGAGAGUAA